AGUUAUUUUUAUCCACAGCUAGAACCAAAGUCAACCAACAUGUGACCCAUGAAUACAGAUGUACCAUGACUUCUAGAUAUCUAUCGGCUUCUCAACAGAACUUUACACGUCUGUCAAUCAUCAGCGUAGACUCAAUAAGGUUAGUGUUAGAAGACAUUCUGAGAAGUCAGAUCGAACCAGCAGACCUAGAAAAUGCCAUCAAUUCUUGUUCUUAUUUGGGUGAUAAUCUUCGACCAGAGCAGAAGGCGCUUUGCUGUCUUCCCUCACCUGACUACAGCACAUUUGAUGUCUCUUUGUUAUACACAUUAAUAUGAAAUUUGUGUCCGGUCUUCAAACAAACAAAUAAAUGGGGACAACCAUCAUCCAAUUCGCAGUUGCGAAUUGGUGACGACAUUGAGCGCCUCCGAGUGUUUCGAAACGAAGUGUAUGGGCAUUGCGAAUCUUCCAGUGUCAGUGAUACAUAUUUCAAGUCACAAUGGAAGGAGAUAGAAACUAUUUUACUGAGGGUACAAAAGUUUAUGACGUCAAAUGGGAACAACGUCGACUAUAUGAAAGAGCUUGCACAAAUAGCGGAUAAAGAUAUUGGGUGUGAAGACAUGCUGAAAUUCAGAAUAUUAUUGGAUGCAAUGAUAAAGCUAGAAAAUGAAGAUGUGCCGGCCCUUCACAGAUUGGAAGUCAGUACAGGAUGGAGGGAAUAAGGGUACAUUACAAAUACGAAGUCAGAGGUAACUCUCCAACUGUGAAUCAUAUCGCCUGGACGAAAAACGGAGAUCGUAUACGCAUCGAUAACAUGAAAUACAUUGGCGGGGAUCUGAAAGACACGUGUCUGACCAUUACGUCACCAGCACAAGACGAUAUAGGCCAGUACACCUGUACAAUUGGCAAUGCUGUGGGUGAAGUAUCGGAGUAUCUGUCAUUAGAUGUACCUCGUGCAAAAAUUUCCACCGAAAAGACAGUUUACUUUGGUGAUGAGACCAAGAUCAACUAAGAAAUAACAGCUUGCCCCCAUCUGGAAGAAGCUUCAUGGGAGAUGAGUUCUGAUUCGGUGACAUUUGAAACCAUAGAUGUGGAUAAACAUAGAUAUUUCGGAAGCAAUAAAGAUCCGAACAACCCAAUUCUGAUUUUUCCAAAGGCAAACUUCGAUGACAAAUUAUAUUAUUGACUUGUUAUAAGGAAUAUAAUAGGACAACACGUCAGCAACAUAGUCUAUCUCAAUGUGACAGGUGAUCCUCCGAAUAUUUCAAACAGCCAUGUAACUAACAUCAAGAAGCGUUCAAUGACGUUGACAUGUGAAAUCUUCCUUUAUGAGAACGGACCUCCGUUGCAAGAAAUCUUGUGGAUGAAAGAUGGAACUGAUAUUGACAUUGCCAGAAGUGGAGGGAAAUAUUUAGGAGGGAGUAUUUCUGAUCCGUCUCUAGUCAUCUUAGAUGUCAGCCAAUUUGAUAAAGGGUCGUAUCAGUGUAAAGGCUCCAAUGCUGUAAGAUCCACUCUUGACAAAGUCAUUGUAUUAGAUAUUCCUGACAUUGACGUUGAAGGUCCAGCUACACCGCAAAAUGACGUACAAAUCUUCACAGCAAUUGUGAGGUCAAUUCCAGCGCCAAGCAAAGCUCAUUGGCUCGUGAAACCCGAGGGACAAAAUGAGUGGAUAUCAAUAAAUAUCAACAGUGACGAAUAUAGAGGGACAACAAACUCCCUCCCACAGCCUGUGUUAGUUGUCAAGAGUAAAAAUCGAAUAGAAAACCAGGGCUUCAAGAUAGAAGUGACAAACUUUAUUGGAACGAACACAAAACUAAUACCAGUGAAGCGAAAGAUGUCCAUAGAUGGCACGGAAGAAGACCAACAGGGUUCCGUGACAAAAGGACCAAGGAUAGAUAUUGAAGAUGAUAUUCAAACAGAACUAAAAGCAAAUGAGACUGGACGUCUAGACCAAAAAGAUCCGUUAUCUGACUUAACAAAGGACCAGCGUGUCGCUCUCUACACCUUGUUACUGUGCGAUGGUAUCCGUGGUGUUUAUGUGGAUGAUGACGUCACUAUGGGCGACAUCGAUGUCAGGAGGAUACUGAGUGAGCUGGAGGAGAAAGGACUGAUAACACGUGACGAAGCUAGUGUGGAAAUCCCAUCAAACCAAUAUGAAAAGAUAAUGAGAUUCUACAGAGAGAACUGUCUGUUGAGUGACAUAGACAAAGAUUUUUACAUACAGGUUGCUUCAAAUGAAUCCUUACAUAUAUAUGCAGAUGUGUAUCUCCGUCAAUCUGCUGAAAAAGAAAAGCCCGAGGAUAUCCCUAUCAAAUUAUUGAGACUGGUUUUGGAGGGCCGGGCAAAGGAUGCAGGAAUGUCUAUUCCAGAGAAAAAGAAAACCCGUCAAAUUCAGAGCAUGGUCGAAUUAGAUAUUUGA
Messenger RNA from Ostrea edulis (European flat oyster), 2395 nucleotides. RefSeq lists its product as uncharacterized. The coding region runs from base 1277 to 2395 and encodes 372 amino acids. The record is from RefSeq and is a predicted model, not a curated record. Lineage: Eukaryota; Metazoa; Mollusca; Bivalvia; Ostreida; Ostreidae. The transcript has 9 exons.